AUGACUACCCAACUGAAAGUAAAGAAAACUACUUGUUGUGAUGAUGGGUAUUUCAUUAGCAGCACUACAACUCAAUGCACAAAAUGCCCUGAUGAAAAUUGCAAACAAUGUACAGACAGUGGAAGUGGGAACACUUGCAUUCAAUGCUCCAAUCUUUUAACUGUUACAGAUACUUUGAAAAUAAAGAAAACAUCAUGCUGCGACGCUAAAAACUUUGUUAGUGACAAGCAUUCUUCAUGCACCGCCUGUAAAGACUCAAACUGUCAAUACUGUGAGGAUAGUGGAGACGGAGACAAUUGUCUUCAGUGCUCAAAGACCUUCUCUUUCUCAGAUAAACUUCAAGUAAAGAAAACAUCAUGCUGUCAAGAAGGAAAUUUUGUAAGCAGCUCUCAAACGACUUGUGCAAACUGCCCUGACUCAAAUUGCAAAUUCUGUGAAGACAGUGGAACUGGGACAAACUGUCUCCAAUGCCAAAGCACCUUAUCCUUAGCGAAUAAGCUGAAAAUUAAAAAGACCUCUUGCUGUGACGAAGGAUUUUAUGUUAGUAGUAGCCAGCUUACAUGUGCAGCCUGUGCUAGCCCGAAUUGCAAUUACUGUGAAGACAGUGGAAGUGGGAAUACUUGCCUUCAAUGCUCUAAUCUUUUAACUGUGGCAGAUACUUUGAAGAUUAAGAAAACAACAUGCUGUGAUGAAGGAAAGUACAUUACCGGUACUAAAACCCAAUGUGAAAAUUGUGCUGAUUCAAAUUGCAAAUUCUGCGAAGACAGUGGAACUGGAACAACUUGUCUUCAAUGCAAGAAGACCUUAUCCUUCACAGACGCACUUCAAGUAAAGAAAACAUCAUGCUGUCAAGAAGGAAAAUUCAUAAGCGGUUCUCAAACGACUUGUGCAAGCUGCCCUGACUCAAAUUGCAAAUUCUGUGAAGACAGUGGAACUGGGACAAACUGUCUCCAAUGCCAAAACACCUUAUCCUUAGCGUAUAAGGUGAAAAUUAAAAAGACCUCUUGCUGUGACAAAGGAUAUUAUGUUAGUAGUAGUCAACUUACAUGUGCAGCCUGUGCUAGCCCGAAUUGCAAUUACUGUGAAGACAGUGGAAGUGGGGAUACUUGCCUUCAAUGCUCUAAUCUCUUAACGAUGACUCCCCAACUGAAAGUAAAGAAAACAACUUGCUGUCUUGAUGGGUAUUUCAUUAGCAGCACUACCACUGAAUGCACAAAAUGCCCUGAUACUAAUUGCAAUAUCUGCGAGGACAGUGGAGCUGGUUCAAGUUGUCUCCAAUGCGCUAAAACUUUAUCAAUUUCAGAUACUUUGAAUAUUAAGAAAACCACUUGUUGCAAUGAAGGAAAAUUUGUAAGCGCUACUCAUUUACAAUGCUCAAACUGUGCUGAUUCAAAUUGCAAAUACUGUGAAGAUAGCGGAGAAGGUACAGUUUGCAAUCAAUGCAAAAAGACAUUUAGCUUUACAGAUACUUUGGAGAUAAAGAAAACAUCAUGCUGUAGUGAAGGAAAAUUUGUUAGCGAUGCUCACACUGCAUGUAUAGCUUGUGACAGCCCAAAUUGCAAAUACUGUGAAGAUAGUGGAGACGGGGAAAAAUGUCUUCAAUGCUCUAAUCUCUUAAGCUUUAGCAACACUCUCAAAAUAAAGAAAACGACUUGCUGCCCAGAUGGACAAUAUGUUAGUAGCACUCAAGCAACCUGCGCGCCAUGUGCUGACAAUAAAUGCAGCAUUUGUGAGGAUAGUGGAUCUGGCACAACUUGUCUUAAAUGCUCUGGAAUUUUAACUGUUUCUGACACUUUGAAUAUAAAGAAAACGACUUGCUGUGAAGAUGGGAAAUUUGUUAGCGGCACUAAUCCUGCAUGCACUAACUGCUUUGACAGCAACUGCAAGAUCUGUGAAGAUAGCGGGGAUGGAAAAGUUUGUCUUGACUGUGCUAAAAAGCUUAAAUUUACAGACACCCUCAAUAUCAAAAAGACCACAUGCUGCACUUUAACUACUUACCUAAAUGGAGGUAAAUGUGACCCUUGCCCUAGCAAAUGUGAUGCCUGUGAAGAUGUGACCGGUGAAUGUAUAACAUGUUCAGAAAAAGUCAAGUUCACUGGCUCCUUAAUCCACCCUUCUCCCCGUGACGAACAAAUAACUUGUUCGCUAACACGGAGGAGGUUUUAUUUUUUAAGAACUAAUGUUAAAAAUUUUAGAGUAUUUUUCUAUCGAAAUUCAUAAAAAUCAUAAAAUUCAAAUAGAUUUGAUUUGUAAAAAUUUAUAAUUAAUUGAAAUUCAACUUUAUUUUAUAAUAAUUAAAAAUAUACAUAUAAUAAUUUUAUAAAAAGUUUUUAUACUAAAACAAUUUUUAUUCACUUACGGAAGCAGCUUUUAACCAAAAUAGGGAUUUUUCCAAUAGGUAUAUUCGCUUUAAAAUGGGGGAGUUAGUGAAGCCAUCAUCAUGCUGCGUAGAUGGAACUUAUUAUAGCGGUGGCACUUGUGUGUCCUGUGAUGAAACUUGUGCUACCUGCGAUAAAGAUACUGGAAAAUGCCUUACUUGUCUGGAUAAGAUGGAAAGAGACUCAGAUAGCGAUGACAUGAAAUGCAAGUGUAUAGGUGACCAAACUCAGUCAGGGAAAGUCUGCUCAUGCCCAAUUGGGAAGUUUUUCAAUGGACAAGUAUGCUCAGUCUGUGGCCAUUUCUGCGACACUUGCACCUUGGAUAGUGUCACUUGCAAAACUUGCAUUGAUCAAUCAAGAAUGAUGCUGAAUACCGAUAAGCCUGCUGAAUGCAAGUGCAAAGGAAAUAAUCAACAAGAAAAAGCAAAUGGAUCCGGCUGCAUCUGUAAAACCCCAGACACUUAUUUCAAAAAUGAUGACUGUAUUUCUUGCGGCGUGAACUGUUUAAUUUGUGACGAUACUGGAGGUUGCACAUCUUGUGUGAAAAAUGUAGCGCUAAAAGGUAGCUUAACUGAUCCAGCUUUAUGCUGCGCAUCAGGGAAUUAUUAUGACUCAAUGCAACAAGAUGAUUAAAGUGAUUUAGCACGGAGGGAUAUCAAAGCCUCCCUUUUAGUUCUAAUUGACGACACUCUCAACGAUCUUGAACGGGGAAUUCACAUAGUAGCCAGGCAUCCUUCACUUUGCAGACCUCUUUUCAAACUAUAAAGAUGCCCUCCCAGAUGUACCAAGCAGUAAACCCCUAUCUUCAUUUUUAUAUAAGCUAGCUGUAUUACCUGUAUAAUAAGCCGUUUUGAUAUUGUGGAAUAAAGUUUUUAUAGGAAAUAGACCUAUAAUAAAAUUCUCAUAAAAGCUUUCAAGAGAGAGCUCCCUCUUUGAUCGCCAUUUAAUUAUUAUGACUCAGUAAAUCUACGUUGUAUUCCUUGUGAGGAAAAUUGUGCUACCUGUGAUGCCCACACUGGAGUAUGUGCUACUUGCAAGAAAUCGAAGAUGGAGGUGGACCCAACAAAUACCAAAACUUGCCACUGCAUCGGAGACCAAGCAUUAGUUGGAGGAGAAUGCACAUGCUCACAAGGAUUAUUUUUUAAUGGGCAAACAUGCUCAUCUUGUGGCACUUUCUGCAAAACUUGUGAGGACAAUACCGGUAAAUGCUCGGCCUGUAUUGACAGUGACAGAAUGAAUUUAAGCACUACCAAUAAUAAAGUAUGCGAAUGCAAAGGAGUCAAUCAAACACCAACAGCCACCAGCUGCACCUGCGCUGCAGGCAAAUAUUUCAGCAAUGGCGACUGUGUAAAUUGUGAUAGCACUUGUCCUGACUGUGAUGCUAUCACUGGAAAUUGCAAGACUUGCGUUGAUACUUCUUCAAGAAUGGCAGUCUCUCAGUCUGACUCAAAGAAAUGUCAAUGUCUCGGAUCGCAACAGCUUGUCUCCAAUCAAUGUUCUUGUGCCUCAGGCUCUUAUUAUGCAGGCAGCACGUGUGAGACAUGCGGUGACAACUGUCAAAUCUGUGCCGAUCUCUCAGGACAAUGUAGCUCCUGCAAAUCUUCAAGAAUGAUUUUUGACUCAAAUGACUCAAAGAAAUGCGUCUGCAAAGCUGGCCAACAUCUAGUAGGGUCUGACUGUGUUUGUGAUGAAGGGACUUAUUAUGACACAAACAAUAAAGUUUGCAUACCAUGUGAGUCUAGAUGUGCCACCUGCUCUGACGAUGGAACUUGCAUUACUUGCAAAGAGGGCAGAAAAAUGGAUUUAGACGCAAAUCUGCCAAAGACUUGCAAAUGCAAAUCAGAUCAAACUACUGGACUUGAUUGUUCUUGUGCUACUGGAAGCUACUUUGAUACUUCAAUUUCUAAUUGCAAAUCAUGCGAAACCAACUGUUUAGCUUGUUUAGACUUCACUGGCGAUUGUACAUCUUGCAAAAAGAAUAUAGCUUUUACAGGAGAUCUGAUUGACCCAGCGACUUGCUGCCUAACAGGAACUUACUAUAGUAACGGAGGCUGUGUACCCUGUUCAGAUAAAUGUGCAGAAUGCGACAUACAUACUGGGAAGUGUACUAAAUGCAAGGAGGAAAGCAAAAUGAUAUUUGAUGAUACUGAUGAGAAAAAAUGUAAAUGCGCAGGUGACCAACUGUAUGUUUCAGAAAAAUGCACAUGCCCUGACAAUCAAAAGUUUAACGGAUUAGUGUGCUCCACUUGUGGCACUUUUUGCAAAGUCUGUGCAGAUACAACUUUGAUUUGCACCGAAUGUCUUGAUAGCUCAAGAAUGCAAUUUGGUGCAUCAGAUAAUAAAAUCUGUGAGUGUAAAGGAUCAAGCCAAACUACAACUGCAACUGGCUGUGAAUGUGCUGUUGGAAAAUACUUUACAAACAACGGCUGCGCUCCAUGUGGGUCACUUUGUGCAGCCUGUGCAGAUACCACUGGAAUUUGCAGCUCUUGCAAAGAUAUCACUAUGACAAAAAGUGAUGAUAAUUUAAGUUGCAAAUGUAAACCAGGUCUUCAGCUCGAUGAACAAGCAGGCACUUGUAAAUGCUCUUCAGGCUACUACUUCGAUAGUAACACCUGCCAGCCUUGCGGAACUCACUGUUCUGUUUGCGACUCAACUAGAUGCUCUGUGUGUGAUAGUAUCAGCCAUCUUAUUGUUGAUCCAUCAAACCGCAACAAUUGUAUUUGUGAAAGCAGCUAUUAUUGGAUUGUAGCAAAUAAUGACUGUGAGCAAUGCGCUGAAGGAACUUAUUAUGACGGAAGCAAAUGCUCUAGCUGUUCCACUAACUGUAAAGCCUGCGAUAAUUUCACUGGGAAAUGCAAUACUUGUGCUGGCGGAGAUAGAAUGGAAUUUGAUCCUACGGAUGACAAAGCUUGCAGAUGCAAAGGAAAUCAAAUUCUUAGCGGGCUGACUUGCUCUUGCAGCUCAGGAUCUUACUUUGAUAGCCUUACUUGCUCUCCAUGCUCUGAAUUAUGCGCUGUCUGCACAGAUUUGACUGGAGAGUGCACAAAAUGCAACGAUGAAGCUUUAAUGACUAUCGACUCACAAAACAAUAAAAACUGCAAAUGCAAGUUUUCUGACCUAACAGCUGUAUCAGGCCAGUGUGUCUGCACUGGAGGCAAGCAAUGGAAUGGAUCUGAAUGCUCUAGUUGUGGAAACUUCUGUAAAACUUGUAAUGUAGUAAGCAAUGUCUGCACUGAGUGUACAGACAGCGCAAGAAUGGACCCGGUAAGCAGCAGUGUUACUUGUAAAUGCAAAACUAGCUUUAUAACCUCGGCAGCUGGCUGCACUUGUGCUGCAAGCUCUUACUAUGACAACUCAGCAUGUUUUACUUGUGGAGAUUUAUGCUCUACCUGUGCAGAUAUUUCGGGCGAUUGUACUGCUUGCAAAGACAGCACUAUGGAAUUCCAUCCUACUAAUAAGAAAAUCUGUAGAUGCAAAGGAACUCAGCAGUAUAGCACCGUGCUAAGCACUUGUACAUGCCCAAUUGGAUAUUUCGACGGCUCUACUUGUCAGAGCUGCACAACUCUUUGUUUAACUUGUGAUUCAACUAAGUGUUUAACUUGUCAAAAUAUUCUCCAUCUUGUGGUUGACACCCAAAACCCUAACUUUUAUCUGUGAGUAAGCAAAAAAAACACGAGAAAAAUCUCUAUUUUUUGGUAAAAGAAAUAAUAGGAAAAUUAAAAAUAUUAUUAUUUUUGUGAAUUGGGAUUAUUUUGGAUGCAAAAAAAUUGUAAAAAAAUACUCCAUGAGUGGGAAAAUUGUUUUAGCUUACUGAUGUGGGAGAGUAAAGAUUGCGUCUGCGCUAGCGGCUACAAUUGGAUUACAGCAAGCGGCAGUUGUGAGCAAUGCUCUGUUGGAACUUACUACGAUGGCAACAAAUGUGCUAGCUGCUCAGCUAUGUGUGCUACUUGCUCUGGGCUGACUGGCACUUGUGAUACUUGUAAAGACACCGCUAGGAUGGCUCUUAGUGGAACCACAUGCAUUUGUAAAGGAAAUCAAAAGUUAACCGGAUCUACAUGCUCUUGUGAUGCAGGAUACUACUUUGAUGGCUCGACAUGUCUUAAAUGUUCAAGCUUAUGCAGUGCUUGUAAAGAUUAUACCGGAGUAUGCACAACAUGUAAGGAUUCGAAAAUGACAUUCGAUUCAAACGACAACAAAAACUGUAAAUGUAUUGGAGAUCAGAUUCUUAGCGGGGAGACUUGCACCUGUCCUAGCAACCAACAAUUCAACGGAAAUGGGUGUUCUACUUGCGGUGAAUUCUGUAGUACUUGUGAUGUUAAUAAUAUUGUCUGCAGCACUUGUAUAGAUGGAAAUAAGAUGUCACCUGUGAGUGGUACUGUAACUUGUGCCUGCAAAGGAAAUCAACUUAAAGCAAACGCCGGCUGUACUUGCCCGUCAGGCUCUUACUUUGAUAGCUCAACUUGCUCAACUUGCGGUGAUUUAUGCACUACAUGCACAGAUACAACUGGUGUCUGCACUGUCUGUAAAAGUGAUAAAAUGGAAGUUAACCCUACUAAUCAAAAAGUUUGUAGAUGCAAAGGAACUCAACAGUACAAUACCAUAACAUCCUCUUGCUACUGUCCUACUGGAUACUACGAUGGCUCGACUUGUCAGAGUUGCACAACUCUUUGCUCAACCUGUGACUCGACUAAAUGUUUAACUUGUCAAGCUAUUGCCAACCUUAUAGUAGACCCUCAAAACCCAACUAACUGUGCCUGUGCGAGCGGUUACAAUUGGAUUACAGCAGCGGGCAGUUGCGAUAAAUGCUCUGAUGGAACUUAUUACGAUGGCAGCAAGUGUGUUAGCUGCGCUGCUACAUGUGCUACUUGCUCUGGGCAGAUUGGCACUUGCAAUACUUGCAAAGACGCUGCUAGGAUGAAUCUUAAUCCCCCGAACAAAAAUUUCUAAUAAGGGAAUAUAUAUAUAUAUAAAUGACAAUUAUUAUAACGAAAUCCCUAAAUAAUUUUGAUGAAUAUAAAGCAGCUUCCGUUUUUAAAAUAUAAAUUUCUUAUAUUAAAAUAAUUUUGCUUCUCAGUUUUACAUUAUUGGAAAUUUUUAAAAUUUAAAAAAUAAUUUAUUAAAAAACAUUAACCCCCUUCCUUAAACGAACAAAAGUUUUUGUUCGCCCACGGAAGGGGAGUUAGUGGAACCACAUGCAUUUGCAAAGGAACCCAAAAACUAACUGGAUCAACAUGUUCUUGUGAUGCAGGAUACUACUUUGAUGGAUCUACUUGUGUUCAAUGCUCAAGCCUGUGCGCCUCUUGCAACGAUUACACUGGUGAAUGCAAAUCUUGCAAAGAUUCGAAAAUGACUAUUGACCAAGCCAAUAAGAAGAACUGUAUAUGUAUUGGAGAUCAGACUCUUGACAAUGGAUCAUGCACUUGCCCUCCCCACCAAUUUAUUCAAAUUUAAAUUUAUUGUGCUUUCUAUACCACAGCUGCCUUAAAUACCACUUUAGGACGUAUGAGCCAUAUUCCUCCGGCCGGCCAAAUUGUGGCAUCCUGAAUUUGUUUUACGACAGAACGCCAGUUUUUAAUUUUGUUUGGGCUUCCCUGGCUCUUUUUUGAGCUUAGGCUAUCAACUAUUCAUUAUGCACCCGAAAGAUCCCAAUCUCUAUUGCCUGAGGUAGGUGGCAUCCUUCUGAAAAGUUCGAUUCCCUAAGCAGGAGUCAGGUAGGAAAUGCCACUCUCUCUUGUUUCCCUGAAAUAGUGUGGAUAAAUUCAUCAUGGAAGUUAAACCUCAUAGUUAAAAUGUACACAAGAAUUUUCGGUCAGGAGACCAGAGAAUUCGAACGACGCCAUAUUUCAAUUAUCCUUGCCCUAUCGGUCAACAAUUUAAUGGUGACAAAUGUUCUGACUCAUCCUCCUUAAAAUUGGAAAAUGAUAUCGGUAAAGUUUUCAUUUUUUGGUACCCCCCCUUUAAAUGGAACAAAAUUAUAAUUUUUACAAAUGAAAAUAAUAGCUUUUAUAUGCCAAGUUUUGGAUUUUAUAUUACUAGAAGAAUAUAUUAUUAUUGAAAUCUUUGUGCCUAAAUUGAUUAAUUUUUUAAAAAAACUUUAUAAAAAUAAAAUAAUUUGUUCUAUUUAUAUUUUUAAUCAAAAUAUGGCGUCAUUUAGAUAUUCUAUUCUCCGGACAGAAAUUCUUCCUUCUGCACUUUUUGCUUAUGAGGUUUGCUUCACCCAGUAAUUUAUCCUAGCAUUAUGGUAUAUUAUGACCAAGGGUGCGCGACCUUGGACGCCCAUUCCCAAGAACAGAGAAUUUCUGGAAGUGAGCUUAGUCUUAGUCUUAGUCUUAGUUAAAUUAUAGAGUAGCUCCCUGCCAGGACCGAAGGUCCUUUUCUUCCGCCUUUUGGACGCCUCGCUUGCUUUCCUUGCCCUGCUCCCAGUGUGCACCUAAGUGCCACAGGCUACCACUCAGCUCCUUCCGGUCAUGGGGCUUGGUCAUGCUAUCCCGGAAGUAGGCGGACUGGGUCACCAUGCUUCACGUCGCCAGACUAGGGUUAGAGCUAAGGAUUAACUCCUUAGCUCUUGUCGGCUCCUGCUAUGCCCUCCAAAUUGGCACUAACAGUCCCUAGAGGAAAAACCCUUUUUGCCCCGUGUCCUAUCGAGACGACCCUAGGAUCGUCACUGCUGGACUGGGAGGGAAACCUAGCCGGGAUCUGGAAGUGAGCUACCAACCCAGGUGGCGGAGAAUGGGACCUUUAUUAUGCCAAACGGACGCAAGCUGGCUUGUCUGAGAGCAAGAAGGAUUGCAGUCUAAAUCUGAGCACCAGAAGCCGAGGGACUAUUUCAAAUCAAGAACAGGUGGUAGAAGACGAUUGGUUGGACGGAAGCCGGCCUGAGUGAUGCGGUAUUGAAUGCUAAACGAAGGAAGACCCUUAGUCAAUUUAAUGUAUGUAUGCUCUAUUUAUAUUUUAAAUUUUAUUUUCAAACAUAGCAUCUUAAAUCAGAACAGGAUUUUUUUGUUCUAUCUAUAGGUGAGAGGGAUGAGUGCGGAACAUUUUGCAAUUCUUGCAGCAAAACUUCAGGAAUAAUAUGUAACAUUUGUAUUGAUUCUGUAAAGAUGCUUGCAGUUUCUGGAACUACUACUUGUUCAUGCAAAGGCGACCAAACUGCAACAGUAAGCGGCUGUUCCUGUCCUGCCGGAUAUUACUUUAAAGACACAAAAUGCACUCAAUGCGGUAGCUUAUGUUCUUUAUGUGCAGAUACAACAGGAAUUUGUAGCACCUGCAAAAAUGGUUCUACAAUGGAAGUAAACCCUAGCGACACCACAACUUGUAGGUGUAAAGGAACCCAGCAAUACAAUACCGCUUUAUCGGCUUGUGCUUGCCCUGUUGGCUAUUUUGAUAACGACACCUGUAAGAGCUGCACAACUCUUUGCUCGACCUGUGACUCCACCAAGUGUUUAACUUGCCAAUCAUAAAUAAAAUGGUAUUUAGAUUAGGAGAAAUUAGUGGAGAUAAUUUUUUCUCCUAAUCAAAUUUUAUUUAUCUUCGAGAACUUCUGGAUAGACUCACGGCUUAACUUUGGGGAUAGAACUACUCCACGCUGCAACAAGACUCUCAAAGUUUAUUAUAAAGCUAAUCUGAGGAGCAUGAAAUGCAGGAGAAAUGCGUGCAGGAGCUGAGCUGAGGAAAAUUAAAUUUAAAAUCUUGAGAUCUUACAGAUUUGAUGCCUCCAUGUGCUUUCGAACCAUCGGACUCUUACUUGUCAGCAGAAGAAUCAGUUGCCAGAGCUCCAUCAAUAACAGCUUUCUCCUAGAUAUAUGAGCUUACACUGCAUCCCUGAGCUUGACGGGUUUGAAAGACCCUCUGUGGUGAACAUCUUUUAGGCGUUAUAAAGGUAAUUCAGCGCGAUGCUUCCUGUUAGCCUCCUUCAGGUUGGAUGUCACCCAGGAAAAAUGAACCACACCCCUCCUAAACUGGCAAGAGACUCCAUAGAUCAUCUACCAAUACGUCCAUAUAGCAAGAUUAGGGUUAGAAUCAAAGAGUAUAAACCUUGGUCUAGGCUAUAAAGCCAUUUUGCACCCAAAGAGGGUCCUCAUCCACAAGUGAAUACUUUGUCUCCACAGUCAUAUUAAUUAUUAGCUGGGCAAAUGCGAUGGUAACGCUCCAGGUAAGAGGCGCUAAUCAAGAUGACGGGCGGCUUAUUUGGGAAUGCACAAUGUUUUGGAUGGAAAAUGCUUGUCAUGUCACCAUUUUGGCCCUGUCUCUUUUAGUAGAAGUGUGUGAUGAGCGUCUAAAUGCUCUACUCACUCACCCCGCCCCUCCUGGGCGAAAAAAAAAUACAUUAAAAAAUUACUAUUUUUGCUAAAAGCCCACCCUCCUUGAGCAAACAAAGCUUUUUUAUGAAAAAGUGUUGAUAUAUUAGUGAUAAUUAUAUAAUUGAACUUUCGAGAAAAUUUUUGAGCAUAUUGUAUUUUAAAACAUCAAUUUUGCAAAUUAAUUAAAUAUUUGCUAUCUAAUUUUGUAAAUUUGGUUUUUUAAAUUUCGAAAAAAAAGCCCCUCUCUGAGCGAAAGUUAAUGUGAUGAUAUGUUUAACUUGCCAAUCCAUUGACCAUCUUGUAGUUGACACCCAAAACCCUAAAAACUGUGUCUGUGCUAGCGGCUACAACUGGAUUACCGCUAAAAGCACUUGUGAACAAUGUUCUUCAGAUAUGUAUUACGAUGGCAACAAGUGUGCUAGCUGCGGAACUAAUUGCGCAACUUGUUAUGACGGGACUGGAGUUUGCAAAACCUGUAAGAGCUCAAGAAUGGAAAAAGGAAGUGACCCUACUAAAUGCAUUUGCAAAGGAACCCAAAAGUUAACCGGAUCUACAUGCUCUUGCGAUGCAGGGUACUACUUUGAUGGAGAUACAUGUGUUCAAUGCUCAGAUUUAUGCAGCACUUGUGAAGAUUUAACUGGAGUAUGUAAAACAUGUAAAGACUCGAAAUUAAUGACAUUCGACUCAAACGAUAAUAAAAAAUGCAAAUGUAUUGGAAACCAAGUUCGUAGCGGUGAUACUUGCACCUGUCCUAGCAACCAACAAUUCAACGGAAAUGGAUGCUCUACUUGCGGUGAAUUUUGUGAUACCUGUAAUGUCAAUUCUAAACUCUUCAUUCGUAAGCCAGUAAAACAUUUUGAAUAAGGGAACUUUUUAAACAGUAAAACUAAAAUUCAUAACUAAUUUAAUUGAAUUUUUUCCCCAAAAAAUAGGAGGAUAAUUCUAAUAAUUUCGUUUCCUUAGGAAGAGGGAUAGUAACGUAUGUAGCGCAUGUAUAGAUAUAAAUAAGAUGUCACCUGUGAGUGGUACUGUAACUUGUGCCUGCAAAGGGAAUCAACUUAAGACAAACGCCGGCUGUACUUGCCCGUCAGGCUCUUACUUUGAUAGCUCAACCUGCUCAACUUGCGGUGAUUUAUGCACUACAUGCACAGAUACAACUGGUGUCUGCACUGUCUGUAAAAGUGAUAAAAUGGAAGUUAACCCUACUAAUCAAAAAGUUUGUAGAUGCAAAGGAACUCAACAGUACAAUACCAUAACAUCCUCUUGCUACUGUCCUACUGGAUACUACGAUGGCACAACUUGUCAGAGUUGCACAACUCUUUGCUCAAACUGCGACUCGACCAAGUGUUUAACUUGCCAAGCUAUUGCCAACCUUAUAGUAGACCCUCAAAACCCAACUAACUGUAUCUGUGCCAGCGGAUACAAUUGGAUUACAGCAACGGGCAAGUGUGAACAAUGCUCUGUUGGAACUUACUACGAUGGUAACAAAUGUGCUAGCUGCGCUGCUAAUUGUGCAAGUUGCUAUGACGGGUCUGGAACUUGUAAAAUCUGUAAAGACCCUAAUAGGAUGGAUCUUAGCGGAACGAUAUGCACUUGCAAAGGAACCCAAAAACUAACUGGAUCAACAUGUUCUUGCGAUUCAGGCUAUUACUUUGACGGAUCUACUUGUGUCCAAUGCUCAAGCUUAUGCUCCUCUUGCUCAGAUUACACUGGCGAAUGCAAAACUUGCAAAGAUUCGAAAAUGACUAUUGACUCAGCCAAUAAGAAGAACUGUAUAUGUAUCGGAGACCAGGUACUUACUCACACCUUCCGUGAGUGAACAAAAAAUUUUGUUUAUUUCGGAGGAGGUUAAUUUUUUUUUGUAAAAAAUUUUAAAUAUAGAAUUAUAAAUUUUUUCCUAUGAAAAGCACCAUUUGGGCAUGAAUUGACCACGGGGUUGGGUUGCUUUUUUUGGUCCGACCAAAUUAAAAAUUUUUUAAUCAAUUUUUGGUCGGACCCAAAAAAAAGCAAUCCCGUAGCCAAUUCAUAGCCAAAUAGCGCUAUUCAUGGGAAAUGCUAUAUACAAAAUUAUUUUUCGAAAUUUUAAAAAAAAUCCUAAUUUACAAAAAUUGGAACUAAAAUAGUUUAAAAUUAAAUUUAGCUAGAUCUAGAUUUAAAUUAUACUAAUUAUCAUUUAUAUAUCGAAUUUUUGUUCACUCACGGAGGGUGGGUUUUUUGGACAAAAAAUAGCGAUUUUUCCAAUUAUUUUGUUUACUUUCGGAGGGGGAAUUAACAAUAAUAUGUGUACAUGCCCUGGAAGCAAACAAUUUAACGGAUCUGGAUGUUCUGAUUGCAGCACUUUCUGUUCAAAUUGCAAUGUUGGCUCUAAUACCUGCAACACUUGUUUAGAUGGAAACAGGAUGUCUCCUGUAAGCAACACUCUAACAUGUGCCUGCAAAGGAAAUCAAAUAGCAAAUAAUGAUGGUUGCGGUUGUCCUUCAGGCUCUUACUUUGAUAGCUCAACUUGCUCGACUUGCGGUGAUUUCUGCACUACAUGCACAGAUAUAUCUGGUGUCUGCACUGCCUGUAAAAGUGAUAAAAUGGAAGUUAACCCUACUAAUCAGAAAGUUUGUAGAUGCAAAGGAACUCAACAAUAUAGCUACACGCUAUCCUCCUGCUACUGCCCUACUGGAUACUACGAUGGUUCAACUUGUCAGAGUUGCACAACUCUUUGCUCGACCUGCGACUCGACUAAAUGUUUAACUUGUCAAGGUAUUGCAAACCUUAUAGUAGACCCUCAAAAUCCAACUAACUGUGUCUGUGCGAGCGGAUACAAUUGGAUUACAGAAUCGGGCAAGUGUGAACAAUGCUCUGUUGGAACUUAUUAUGAUGGUAACAAAUGUGUUGCCUGCUUAGAUAAUUGUGCAAGUUGUUACGAUAGAACUGGCUAUUGCAAAGCAUGCAACUCAAGAUUUACUCCAAGUACCAUCAACCCAGCUAAAUGCAUUUGCAAAGGAACCCAAAAAUUAACCGGAUCUAUAUGCUCUUGUGAUGUAGGGUACUACUUUGAUGGAGAUACAUGUGUUCAAUGCUCAGAUUUAUGCAGCACUUGUGAAGAUUUAACUGGAGUAUGUAAAACAUGUAAAGACUCGAAAUUAAUGGCAUUCGACUCAAACAAUAAUAAAAAAUGCAAAUGUAUUGGAGAUCAGAUUCUUAACGGUGAUACUUGCAGCUGCCCUAGCAACAAACAAUUCAAUGGACUUGGGUGUUCUAGUUGUGGUGAAUUUUGUAGUGCUUGUGAUGUUAAUAAUAUAGUCUGCAACACUUGUUUAGAUGGAAGCAAAAUGUCUCCUGUAAGCAACACUCUAACUUGUGCCUGCAAAGGGAAUCAGCUUAAAACAAAUACUGGCUGCACAUGUCCAUCAGGCUCUUACUUUGACAGCACAACUUGCUCGACUUGCGGUGAUUUCUGCACUACAUGCACAGAUACAACUGGUAUCUGCACUGUUUGUAAAGAUAGUAAAAUGGAGGUGGACCCUGCUAAUCAAAAAGUUUGCAGAUGUAAAGGAACUCAAAAAUAUAGCACCGUGUUGUCUUCUUGCUAUUGUCCAACUGGAUACUUCGAUGGCUCAACAUGCCAGAGUUGUACAACUCUUUGCUCGACCUGCGACUCGACUAAGUGUUUAACUUGCCAAGGUAUUGCAAACCUUAUAGUAGAUCCUCAAAACCCAACUAAUUGUGUCUGUGCGAGCGGCUACAAUUGGAUUACAGCAACGGGCAAGUGUGAUCAAUGCUCUGUUGGAACUUACUACGAUGGCAACAAAUGUGCUAGCUGUUCAGAUAAUUGUGCAAGUUGUUAUAACGGUAGUGGAUUUUGUGGUGUUUGCAAAGACUCAAGAAUGAUGAUAAGCACUAGCGAGCCAGCAAAAUGCAUUUGCAAAGGAACCCAAAAACUAACUGGAUCAACAUGUUCUUGCAAUGCAGGGUACUACUUUGACGGAUCUACUUGUGUCCAGUGCUCAAGCUUAUGCUCCUCUUGCUCCGAUUACACUGGCGAAUGUCUUUCUUGCAAAGAUUCGAAAAUGACUAUUGACCCAGCCAAUAAGAAGAACUGUAUAUGUAUUGGAGAUCAGAUACUUAACAAUAAUAUGUGUACAUGCUCUGGAAGUAAACAAUUCAACGGCGCUGGAUGUUCUGAUUGCAGCACUUUCUGUUCAAAUUGCAAUGUUGGCUCUAAUACCUGCAACACUUGUUUAGAUGGAAACAGGAUGUCUCCUGUAAGCAACACUCUAACUUGUGCCUGCAAAGGGAAUCAAAUAGUAACAAAUGCCGGUUGCAGUUGUCCUUCAGGCUCUUACUUUGAUAGCUCAACUUGCUCAACUUGCGGUGAUUUAUGCACUACAUGCACAGAUAUAUCUGGUGUCUGCACUGCUUGUAAGGAUAGUAAAAUGGAAGUUAACCCUACUAAUCAGAAAGUUUGUAGAUGCAAAGGAGCUCAACAGUACAAUACCAUAACAUCCUCUUGCUACUGUCCUACUGGAUACUACGAUGGCACAACUUGUCAGAGUUGCACAACUCUUUGCUCGACCUGCGACUCGACCAAGUGUUUAACUUGCCAAGGUAUUGCCAACCUUAUAGUAGACCCUCAAAACCCAACUAACUGUGUCUGUGCGAGCGGAUACAAUUGGAUUACAGCAACGGGCAAGUGUGAUCAAUGCUCUGUUGGAACUUAUUAUGAUGGUAAUAAAUGUGCUGCCUGCUCAGAUAAUUGUGCAAGCUGUUACGAUAGAACUGGUUAUUGCAAAGUAUGCAACUCAAGAUUUACUCCAAGUACCAUCAACCCAGCUAAAUGCAUUUGCAAAGGAGCCCAAAAGCUAACUGGAUCUACAUGCUCUUGUGAUGCAGGGUACUACUUUGAUGGAGAUACAUGUGUUCAAUGCUCAGAUUUAUGCAGCACUUGUGAAGAUUUAACUGGAGUAUGUAAAACAUGUAAAGACUCGAAAUUAAUGACAUUCGACUCAAACAAUAAUAAAAAAUGCAAAUGUAUUGGAGAUCAGAUUCUUAACGGUGAUACUUGCAGCUGCCCUAGCAACAAACAAUUCAAUGGUCUUGGGUGCUCUAGUUGUGGUGAAUUUUGUAGUGCUUGUGAUGUUAAUAAUAUAGUCUGCAACACUUGUUUAGAUGGAAACAAAAUGUCUCCUGUAAGCAACACUCUAACUUGUGCCUGCAAAGGGAAUCAACUUAAAACAAAUACUGGCUGCACAUGUCCGUCAGGCUCUUACUUUGACAGCACAACUUGCUCGACUUGCGGUGAUUUCUGCACUACAUGCACAGAUACAACUGGUGUCUGCACUGUUUGUAAAGAUAGUAAAAUGGAGGUGGACCCUGCUAAUCAAAAAGCUUGCAGAUGUAAAGGAACUCAAAAAUAUAGCACCGUGCUGUCUUCUUGCUAUUGUCCAACUGGAUACUUCGAUGGCUCAACAUGCCAGAGCUGCACAACUCUCUGCUCGACAUGCGACUCGACUAAGUGUUUAACUUGCCAAGGUAUUGCAAACCUUAUAGUAGACCCUCAAAACCCAACCAAUUGUGUCUGUGCGAGCGGCUACAAUUGGAUUACAGCAACGGGCAAGUGUGAUCAAUGCUCUGUUGGAACUUACUACGAUGGCAACAAAUGUGCUAGCUGUUCAGAUAAUUGUGCAAGUUGUUAUAACGGCAGUGGAUUUUGUGGUGUUUGCAAAGACUCAAGAAUGAUGAUAAGCACUAGCGAACCAGCAAAAUGCAUUUGCAAAGGAACCCAAAAACUAACUGGAUCAACAUGUUCUUGCGAUGCAGGGUACUACUUUGAUGGAUCUACUUGUGUCCAAUGCUCAAGCUUAUGCUCCUCUUGCUCUGAUUACACUGGUGAAUGCAAAACUUGCAAAGAUUCGAAAAUGACUAUUGAUCCAGCCAAUAAGAAGAACUGUAUAUGUAUCGGAGAUCAGAUACUUAACAAUAAUAUGUGUACAUGCGCUGGAGGCAAACAAUUUAACGGAUCUGGAUGUUCUGAUUGCAGCACUUUCUGUUCAAAUUGCAAUGUUGGCUCUAAUACCUGCAACACUUGUUUAGAUGGAAAUAAGAUGUCUCCUGUAAGCAACACUCUAACUUGUGCCUGCAAAGGGAAUCAAAUAGUAGCAAAUGCUGGUUGCAGUUGUCCUUCAGGCUCCUACUUUGAUAGCUCAACCUGCUCAACUUGCGGCGAUUUAUGCACUACAUGCACAGAUACAACUGGUAUCUGCACUGUCUGUAAAAGUGAUAAAAUGGAAGUUAACCCUACUAAUCAGAAAGUUUGUAGAUGCAAAGGAACUCAACAGUACAAUACCAUAACAUCCUCUUGCUACUGUCCUACUGGAUACUACGAUGGCACAACUUGUCAGAGUUGCACAACUCUUUGCUCGACCUGUGACUCGACUAAAUGUUUAACUUGUCAAGGUAUUGCAAACCUUAUAGUAGACCCUCAAAACCCAACUAACUGUGUCUGUGCCAGCGGAUACAAUUGGAUUACAGAAUCGGGCAAGUGUGAACAAUGCUCUGUUGGAACUUACUACGAUGGCAACAAAUGUGCUAGCUGCGCUGCUAAUUGUGCAAGCUGUUAUAACGGGUCUGGAAUUUGUAAAAUCUGUAAAGACCCUAAUAGAAUGGAUCUUAGUGGAACGACAUGCACUUGCAAAGGAACCCAAAAACUAACUGGAUCAACAUGUUCUUGCGAUGCAGGGUACUACUUUGACGGAUCUACUUGUGUCCAAUGCUCAAGCUUAUGCUCCUCUUGCUCAGAUUACACUGGUGAAUGCAAAACUUGCAAAGAUUCGAAAAUGACUAUUGACUCAGCCAAUAAGAAGAACUGUAUAUGUAUCGGAGAUCAGGUACUUAACAAUAAUAUGUGUACAUGCCCUGGAAGCAAACAAUUCAACGGAUCUGGAUGUUCUGAUUGCAGCACUUUCUGUUCAAAUUGCAAUGUUGGCUCUAAUACCUGCAACACUUGUUUAGAUGGAAACAGGAUGUCUCCUGUAAGCAACACUCUAACUUGUGCCUGCAAAGGGAAUCAAAUAGCAACUAAUGAUGGUUGCAGUUGUCCUUCAGGCUCUUACUUUGAUAGCUCAACUUGCUCGACUUGCGGCGAUUUAUGCACUACAUGCACAGAUACAACUGGUGUCUGCACUGUCUGUAAAAGUGAUAAAAUGGAAGUUAACCCUACUAAUCAGAAAGUUUGUAGAUGCAAAGGAACUCAACAGUACAAUACCGUAACAUCCUCUUGCUACUGCCCUACUGGAUACUACGACGGUUCAACUUGUCAGAGUUGCACAACUCUUUGCUCGACCUGCGACUCGACUAAAUGUUUAACUUGUCAAGGUAUUGCAAACCUUAUAGUAGACCCUCAAAAUCCAACUAACUGUGUUUGUGCCAGCGGAUACAAUUGGAUUACAGCAACGGGCAAGUGUGAACAAUGCUCUGUUGGAACUUAUUAUGAUGGUAACAAAUGUGCUGCCUGCUCAGAUAAUUGUGCAAGCUGUUACGAUAGAACUGGUUAUUGCAAAGCAUGCAACUCAAGAUUUACUCCAAGUACCAUCAACCCAGCUAAAUGCAUUUGCAAAGGAACUCAAAAAUUAACUGGAUCUACAUGCUCUUGUGAUGCAGGGUACUACUUUGAUGGAGAUACAUGUGUUCAAUGCUCAGAUUUAUGCAGCACUUGUGAAGAUUUAACUGGAGUAUGUAAAACAUGUAAAGACUCGAAAUUAAUGACAUUCGACUCAAACAAUAAUAAAAAAUGCAAAUGUAUUGGAGAUCAGAUUCUUAGCGGUGAUACUUGCAGCUGCCCUAGCAACAAACAAUUCAAUGGUCUUGGGUGCUCUAGUUGUGGUGAAUUUUGUAGUGCUUGUGAUGUUAGUAAUAUAAUCUGCAACACUUGUUUAGAUGGAAACAAAAUGUCUCCUGUAAGCAACACUCUAACUUGUGCCUGCAAAGGGAAUCAACUUAAAACAAAUAUCUGGCUGCACAUGUCCGUCAGGCUCUUACUUUGACAGCACAACUUGCUCGGCUUGCGGUGAUUUCUGCACUACAUGCACAGACACAACUGGUAUCUGCACUGUUUGUAA
Molecule: messenger RNA, 18786 nt
Organism: Blepharisma stoltei
Lineage: Eukaryota; Ciliophora; Heterotrichea; Heterotrichida; Blepharismidae
Source: the annotation of a GenBank genome assembly